This is a messenger RNA of Schistocerca nitens (vagrant locust), 2554 nucleotides long. Its product is annotated as retinol dehydrogenase 11-like. The transcript has 4 exons. NCBI's taxonomy places the organism in Eukaryota, Metazoa, Arthropoda, Insecta, Orthoptera, Acrididae. The coding region runs from base 60 to 1031 and encodes 323 amino acids. The record is from RefSeq and is a predicted model, not a curated record.
ACUUUGAUGAGUGAUAAUCAGCUCUUCAGCUGUACGAAGACUCGUGGUGGUGGGGUAAAAUGCCGGUAUCGUUGUACGUUAUUUUGCCAGUAAUUCUGGCACUAACUCUUAUACGUGGUUAUCGGGAGAUUAAAUGGGGGCGAUGUAAGAGUAAAAGUUCGCUACAUGGGAGAGUUUUUAUAAUUACUGGUGCAAACUCAGGUAUAGGAAAGGUUACUGCUCGCGAACUUGCCCGGAGGAAGGCUACUGUAAUAAUGGCAUGUCGUAAUAUUAAAAGUGCCAGGGAAGCAAUCGAGGAAAUAAGACAGUCCGUCACGACAGGAGAAUUAAUUCCACUGCAGCUCGACUUGUCAUCUUUAGCGUCUGUGAGAAAUUUUGCAAGUGUAAUCAUUAAAGAUUUUCCGAAAAUUCAUGUGUUGAUCAAUAAUGCAGGAGUAUUUAUACCAAUUGAGGAAAACAGAACAACAGAAGAUGGCUUUGAAAUACACUUUGGUGUGAAUCACCUAGGCCAUUUCCUCCUGACGAACUUGCUGCUGAAGAAAUUAAUGGAAAGUGCACCCAGCAGGAUCGUUAUUGUUUCCUCUACACUGCAUGAAAAAGGAAACAUAGAAUUUGAUAACUUGGAUGGUAAAAAAUGGUCCCGAGGCAAAAGCCGAAUGAAUCCUGGCUACAAUAAUUCAAAGCUUGCAAAUGUAUUGUUUUGCACAGAAUUGGCUGAGAAAUUGAAAGGCACUGGUGUAAAUGUGUACACCCUGUGUCCAGGGCUUGUGUACACAGGGCUAUUCCGAAGUACUCCUAUAAAAUGGUUCCAUUACAUAUUGUUUGCACCAGUGGCUUUUUUCUUCAUGAGGACCCCAACUAAAGGUGCACAAACAAUUUUACAUUGUGCCACAUCUGAGGAAUUGGAAAAUGAAUCUGGACUUAUGUAUCGUGACUGCAAGUUAUACAGAUCCAAGAAGAGUGUAGAGCCAUCUGUUUCUAAAAAGCUGUGGGAAGUUAGUGAGCAGCUUGUGGGCUUGAAGACGGAUUAGCAGUUUUGGAUAUUUAGUGUACACAGGCUGUUGUGUGUGUUCUAUGUAGAACAAGAACUGUUUUGCCACAUCUUCAAGAAUUGUGGCUAUCUGUACAAAGAUAAAUGCCAACUGCUAUCAGAAACAAAUAAAGCAAGUCAAUAUGUAUCCAGCUGAAUGGACAUAUAUAUUAAAUAGGCAAAUUGUAAGAGUUCAUGUAGUUUCAGUAAUUGUGAUAUUCUUAAAACGUAAAAUGUGUUUUGUUCAUCUCAUAACGCCCAGUUUUCAUAUCAUUUGACUUAACAGGCUCAAGAAUAAAAAUGAUUUUGUAUAUUUCUCAAAUAAUGUUACAACAUAAUUAGUGAAUUGCCAUUAAUAAUUUUCACAAAUUAUGAAUGAAUAUGAAGUUUUCAUGACCACCGUUUAACAGAAGGUAUCUGCAAUAUUUAUUGAUAGAAGUGGGAUACAACAUCUACAUGAAAGAAUACAAACAGGAAAUAGCAAUUGUCACUACACACUUCCUCCCCAUUGUGUAUAACAGUAUUUUGGUACCUUCUACUUAUCAUAUGCCCUGUUUCACUGGAGGAUCUAUCAGAAAAGAUUUGAUUUUUUGUUUGAAUAUAAACACAGAUAACUGUGGCAGUCACUUACGAAAUUUACCUCAUUUCUAUGAAAUGGUUUUGAUGAGGUAUGUAGAAGUUUACACAUUCAACAGUACGAAACAGGAUAGAUCGCUACUCACCACAUAGAGGAGGCGCUGAGAGGCAAAUGUGCACGCACACGCACACUCACGGUCACAGCUAUGGCAAUUGUCAUCUCAGUUGGUGGAGUGAUUAAAGAGCAAAAUAGAGAAAGGGAAUGGAUUAUGCAGGAAUAUAUGGGAGGGGGAGGGGAGGAGGAUAAGCAUCUGUGAAGCUGGAGUGGGAACAGGGAAGGGGAUAAGGAAGGUGGCGGGCAGGGGAUUAUUCCAUGUGCCAGACAUUUGCCUAAAGGGAUCAGCAACUUCUUGGACACAGAAGCAUUACAGGGUUCCAUAUGUACAAGGCUUUAUGUACCAGGGUUUGCCUACCAGAACUGCGUCUAUCGCAACAAGGAUAACAGGUAGGAGGAGAAGUGCUCCCAGAGGUCCUCUGUUCCAGGGAUCUAUUUCCUCUGCUGUAUCGUGUGAAGAAAUGAACUGGCAUGAAUUCCUCUGUGUCCCAGGUGUAUAGGGCAGUUCCCUCCCCCAAAGCUCUGGGCCAAUUAUGUACCAGUUCUUAGCAGCCCAUCAGUCAGAGCCUCAUCAGAAGCCACCGCAGCUGGACCUACAACUUUCCAGUGAUAUCCCGAGAUCUACCUGUCGGCCAACUAUGCCAAACACUCAACCUCUUUCAUUAGGGAUUAUCAGUGGCAUAGUCUUCACGUUGCACAACACUUAUUACCUGUGUGAUUCAGCUAGCGUUCCUGUUAGUGUCUGAGAAGUUGUAUUAUUUUUGUAUUGAGAAGAGUUUCUCCUUUGUUACUAAAUCAUUCUACUGUUGUCAUAAUAAAACCUAGUUCUUGUU